AUCACUUCCUGCUUUAAAAUGUCAACAAUUUAUAAGUCAAUGAAUUUAGAUUAAUUUUGAUUACAGUCGGACGCUUAUCAAAAUGGCCUGUUGUCCAAAAGGCGACACUUUUGUCAGCCCUUGCCUUAAAUAUGCAAUUUUCUUCUUUAAUUUUGUUUUGUGGUUGUGUGGGGUUUUGAUGAUUGCAAUUGGAGUUUGGGCAUUUAUCGAAAAAAACAAAUACUAUUACCAGCAGAUUGAGACAAUAUAUGACAUAUUCUUGGACCUUUCAAUUCUUCUUAUAAUUGUUGGAGGAUUCAUUUUUAUCGUGAGUUUCGCUGGAUGUGUUGGUGCCUUAAGAGAAAACCUCUGCUUCUUACGAGUGUUCUAUGGCUCCAUUAUUCUAGUGGUAAUUGCGGAGGUAACAGUUGCUGUGUUAGCCUUUGUAUACAAAGACAGUGUUCACAAAGUGUUGACAGGCAUCCUGGAGGAGGGGAUGAUUCAGCGUUACCAAGACGAUGAGGAUGCACUUAUGGACUGGGCUCAGGAAAAUAUUAAGUGUUGCGGCAUAAAGAACUACAAAGACUGGAACAUGAAUAUGUAUUUCAACUGUACAAAGGAAAAUCCAAGCGGACUUCGGUGUGGUGUUCCUUACUCCUGUUGUAGAGAUCCUGAUGCUAUGAGUCCUGGAAUAAUCAACAUACUCUGUGGAGCCAAUGCCUUAAAUGACUCAGCUACAACAUUUUCAACAACCAGUAAAAUCUACACAAUGGGGUGUGUCGAUACCUUUGUAAACCUGGCAGAGUCGAACCUGCCGAUAAUCGGGGCAAUCGUUCUCGGGCUCGGGGUCCCACAGCUGCUUGGAAUCUGUCUUGGUCGGCUGCUUGAUGGGCAAAUCCAAGAUCAGAUGGUGCGAUAUCGUCGGGCAAACCACUAGCAGAAUUUUGUUUCAUUUCAAAAAUAUCACCACUAGCAGGAACAUUAGUGACAGUCAUCUUUUUUCAGGGGUCUUACUUGGCUGCAAGGGAAAUUUGUUAUAAGUUUAAACCUUGUCUGCUUGGUUAUUAAUUAAUUCAAUACUUGAAAUUCUGCAAAAUUCUGUUCUUUGUUUCAGUUUUUACACUCUGGGUUUGGUUUAGGGUCAUAUGGCAGAAGAAGUUUGAUUAUUGAUGUAAGGUUACUCUUGGUUAGGUAUCUUUUCAAUGUGACAUCAGUACUUUAUCUAUGUUGUAUUCAGAAAUAACCUGUAUGUAUAUUUGCAAAUACUUAAUUUUAGUCUUAAGAAAGUAUUGCUUGUAUGUUUUAUUAGUUUCUCAUUUUUUAAAAAACAACAGUGUUUUGCUUAACUAAUGACAUUAUAGUACGAGGAUUGUUAAAAAAGAUAAUUGUAAAAUUUUGUAAGACAUACCCACAGUAUUAUUUUUUAAUUGACAUGUUGGUCAGUAAAAUUAACUGAACAAUAUCUUUCCUUGCUAACUACUAUACUUCAAGCAUAAUUGCAGCUAAAAUGUAAGACUGCUUUUAUGUAGAAAUUUGGCCAUUAUCUUUAGUGUUUGAUCAAGAAGUGUAAUUCUGUUAAAAACCAACAACUUGGAAUUAUAUACUAGUAUACCCUAAUCAUUUUGUUCAAUGUGAAAAUGAAUUGUUUUUAAUAAUACCAAUAUUUGUGUAGUUAUAUGUGCAGAAAUAUCAUUUAAUUGAUAAUAUGUUUUUUAUUGAGAUUUAAGAAGUUAAUCAUUUUACAUUUAUGAUGGUCAAUUUUGUGUCAUUUGCUUUGUGCCAAUCAAGGUAGAUAGUCCAUACAUGUAUAGUGAAUAUUAUAUGAUAUUCAAAUAUUUAGGUAUUAAAGCUGCACCCUCAAAGAUUGAAUGUUUUUCAUUUUUUGUCUUGGAAGGAGCCUUUUUUUGCGAAAAUCCAUGGAAACUGGCUAAAUAGACUGCUGACAAAAAACUAGAUAGUUAUUAACGGUUUAAGCCAUAAAACAUUAAUUUUCGAACGGAAAUAUAAAAAUCUGCGAUAUGAUCUUUUGUCAGCAAUCUUUUAUCAUUUGUUUUCAGAUAUUUACGCAAAAACUGGCUCUUUCCAAGACAAAAAAGUUUUGAAAAUUGUAAAUCUGUGAGAGUGCAGCUAUAAUAGUGUAUAUGUUUUAUACCUGAGCAAGCUGACAGCAAUGUGAACAGGAGAUACAAUGUUAUAAGAUCUUUACUCCUCAACUCCAGUAUUGUUGGAAAUAUUGCUGACCCAUCAUUUUACUGUUUUAUAAAUUCCUGUUUUUA
Messenger RNA from Mya arenaria, 2255 nucleotides. RefSeq names its product tetraspanin-33-like. Lineage: Eukaryota; Metazoa; Mollusca; Bivalvia; Myida; Myidae. The transcript is spliced from 7 exons. Bases 83 to 916 code for a protein of 277 amino acids. The record is from RefSeq and is a predicted model, not a curated record. Gene Ontology annotation, cellular component: membrane.